Molecule: messenger RNA, 3798 nt
Organism: Chilo suppressalis (striped riceborer)
Lineage: Eukaryota; Metazoa; Arthropoda; Insecta; Lepidoptera; Crambidae
Source: the annotation of a GenBank genome assembly
AUGGAUUAUCAGAGCAGGCAACUAGCCGAAGAUUUCUUUUUGAGGGAACCAGUGGAUGCCAGAAUAAGGAAGCCUAAAGAUGAGCCCAAUGAAGAUCCACACCCUAAUCUUAAGGUGGAGAUGCAAACUGUUCGUCUCAAUCCAGAUUCUCAAAAGUUGGUUUUGGAUACCUUGAGGUUUAUACAUGGACCUGAUUUUAAAUUGGGUAGUGCAAGUCUUUACAAGGAUAAAGGCUCAAAUCUCGGCAAUCGCUACUGGAUGGAAAGAGGUAACCUAAUAGUUCAGGGAGGUUGUGAUUACUCUUUGACAGUAAAACCUGAUAUGGAAUCUUCCGAAGUCAGGCUGAGAGCUUUUGCUCUGGCUAAAUUAGAAAAAUAUAAUUUCCACAAACCACAUUGCGCUGAAGCAUUAGAAGUGGCAGCUGAAAGUCUUGAAAAAGCCUUAGAAAUUUUGUUUAUGAAAUAUUUUAAAGUUGAACCACAAGAAAGACCCAAUGAUAUACCAAGCCAAAAUGAAUUGUUAGAAAUGAGAACAGAUGAGACAGCAGUAUUAGAAUCAAUAUAUGAUACAAGCUUCAAAAUAAAAGACAAUAAUGUUUGGACUGUUAAAUUGCAAUUAGAUUAUCUUACAAAGAUGUAUGAAAAUAAAGAUGUUGAUAAAUCUAAAACUAAAAAGAAUGUUAACUAUAAUAAUAACUUAAAGAGUAAACCAAAAGAGGUGUGCAAGCUUUAUUUAAAAGGUCCUUGUCGAUUUGGUGCUAAAUGCAAAUUUUUGCAUGAAAGUAAAGUAGAGGAGCAUAUCUCAAAUACAGUGGUUACCGAUGAUACAAAAAUUAAUUAUGAAUUAGAAAUAAGAUUCCCGGAAGACUCAUGGUAUCCUUAUCAACCUCCAUUAAUAUUUUUCAAGGCAGAGACUUCUACAACUCUUAUACCUCAAACAGUGUUUUUGAAAGUAACAGCAAAACUGUUAGCAGAAGCUAAAGUCUUUGCUCAAGAUGGUAUACCGAGUGUAUAUUCAUUAGUCGAAUUAUUAAACAAUGAGGAGGAUAUAAAGAAUUUUAUACAAUUUGACACUGGCACUUUUCCUGAACCUUCAGAGCCUUUGUUCCCUCAAUUGAUUGAGGAUUCUAGUUUAAGUAAAGAAAAGUUACCCUCCCAUUAUAAAAAAAGUCAAAACAAAAACACUAGAAAUAAUAUAAAUAUGGAUGAAGUUAUAAAAGAAAAUAAAGAAAUUGCAAAGAGAUGGUUAGAAAAGCCAUCUAACGACAGAUACAACAAAAUGAUGCACACUAGAAGAAAAUUGCCGGCAUGGCAGAAACGUAGUGAUAUUUUGAAUGCUAUGAAGAAGUCACAGGUGAUAGUAAUAAGUGGAGAAACGGGAUGUGGUAAAAGCACUCAGGUACCUCAGUAUAUUCUAGAUAAUUGGUUGGACAACUUUAAUAAAGGUGGUUUGCAGCAUGUUGAGAUAGUCUGCACCCAGCCCAGAAGGAUAUCAGCAAUAGGAGUAGCUGAUAGAGUGGCAGAAGAGAGGGUUGAGAAGACUGGCCAAGUUAUUGGAUAUCAGAUAAGAUUAGAAAGCAAGGUUUCAUCCAAAACCCGAUUAACUUUCUGCACCACCGGUAUACUGUUACGGAGACUUGAGUAUGACCCUCAAUUACAAUCCGUCACCCACGUGGUAGUCGAUGAGGUUCAUGAACGGUCCGAAGAGAGUGAUUUCCUUUUACUGAUCCUCAGAGACCUGGUGAAGGUCAGGAAAGACCUCACCGUUAUAUUGAUGAGUGCCACUUUGAACGCAGAACUGUUCUCGGAUUACUUUGGCAACAUACCAGUGUUGGAAAUUCCAGGACGAACAUUCCCUGUUGAACAGCUGUUCUUGGAAGACAUUAUGGAGAUAACGAAUUAUGUGUUGGAAGAAAAUGGACCUUAUGCUCGUAAAGUUAAGAAAGGAGAGAAAAAGACCGAUAUAGAAACGGAACUAGAAACCGCGGAUGUCCGCGCCGAUUCGAACGAACCGCCGAAGCAGUCGAUACGAGACGACAACCUGACGAUAGCGCAGAUGUUGGCUCGAUACCCGAAGUGCAGCAAAAUCACGUGCAAGAACAUGUAUCUAAUGGACACUGAGAAGAUAAACUUAGAUUUGGUUGAGCAUGUGCUGACGUAUAUAGUGAAUGGAGAUCACAAAUGGCCAAGAGAGGGAGCCAUUUUGAUAUUCCUCCCAGGGAUCGCAGAAAUCAUGAGUCUACACGACCAAUUAGCCGAAAGCCACACAUUCAGUCCAAAAACAGGUAAAUACGUCCUUGUGCCUCUACACUCCACGUUAUCGAGUGAAGAACAAGCGUUAGUAUUCAGAAAACCUAGACCGGGAGCUCGCAAGAUUGUGCUUUCAACAAAUAUAGCCGAGACUUCUGUUACUAUAGACGACUGCGUUUUUGUAAUAGACUGCGGCCGCAUGAAGGAGAAAAGAUUCGACUCGAAUCGCAAUAUGGAAUCGCUAGAUCUAGUAUGGGUAUCUCGUGCGAAUGCUAAACAACGUCGCGGUCGAGCCGGUAGAGUGAUGCCCGGUGUAUGCGUUCAUCUGUACACUUCCCAUCGAUUCAACUACCAUAUAUUAGAGCAACCAGUACCAGAAAUACAUCGGAUACCGCUAGAACAACUAGUACUGAAGAUCAAAAUACUGCCGUUGUUCCAAGAUAUGAGCGUCCAUGAAGUCUUAGGUAAAACAGUCGAACCUCCGACCAAGACGAACGUAGACGGCGCCCUCUGUCGGCUUCAAGACGUGGGCGCGUUAGACAAGUCGUUCUCUCUCACCGCGUUAGGCAAGCAUCUGGCCGAGUUGCCGGUAGACGUGCGGAUAGGCAAGCUGAUGCUGUUCGGGGCCAUAUUCUGUUGCGUGGACUCUGCUCUGACUAUGGCGGCAUGUUUGAGCCACAAGAGUCCGUUUGUUGCGCCGUUCGGGAAGAAGUCAGAAGCCGACGCUAAGCGAAGAGAAUUCGCGUGGUCCAACAGUGACCAACUCACAACGCUUAGAGCUUAUAGGAAAUGGCAACACGCUAUGAAACGGAGUACGCACGCGGCUCUCGUAUUCGCUAGUGAAAACUUUCUAUCGCACAAGACAAUGUUAAUGUUGGCCGACAUCAAGCAUCAGUUAUUGGGCUUGCUGGCUUCUAUAGGCUUCGUGCCGGAUAUGCCCGCGCUGAGACGGAAGAUGAGGAAGGAUUCCGUCGAAAGUCUUACAGGAGAAGAGUUAAACACCAACGGUAACAAUGAUAGACUUCUAUCAGCUAUUCUUUGUGCGGCUCUGUACCCUAAUGUUGUCAAGGUAUUGACACCAGAGAAAUCGUUUCACAUGCAAGCCGGCGGGGCUAUUCCUCGUCAGCCGACUCCCGACGAAUUAAAGUUUAAGACUAAGUCCGACGGUUAUGUGGCUUUACACCCUUCGUCUGUUAACUCAAACGUGGGUCAUUUCGUCAGUCCUUACCUGGUUUACCAGGAGAAAGUGAAAACUUCGAGGGUCUUCAUCAGGGAAUGUUCUAUGGUGCCGCAAUUGCCUCUACUGCUUUUUUCUGGUUGCAAUUUGUCGGUGGAACUGCACAACGGUACUUUCACUGUGUCCUUAGAAGACGGCUGGAUUAUGUUUCAAGUGGAAAAGCAUGAAGUUGCCGAAAUGCUCAAAACAAUAAGAGUGGAACUAAUAAACCUACUCGAGGAGAAAAUUAACGACCCAAGUUUGAAUUUACUACACUACGAGAAAGGCAACAAAAUCAUCAAAACCAUAGUGCAGGUCAUUAGUAAAGACUAA